Salvelinus sp. IW2-2015 is the source of this 3931-nucleotide messenger RNA. NCBI's taxonomy places the organism in Eukaryota, Metazoa, Chordata, Actinopteri, Salmoniformes, Salmonidae. The record is from RefSeq and is a predicted model, not a curated record.
AUGAGUUGAUUACGGGGCAGUGGCUGCCCUCCACACACACAAUGACUGGAAUGCUAGUUUUAUUGUUCUGACACAAGUUUAACUUUGUCAAAAAAUCCAGUGCCAUUGGCUGUAAUUAUGUCCAGAUUUUUUUCGUAAAUUUGACCAUUUUGGACCAUAAUCCAGGAUUCCCUCGACUGAACAUUGACAAAUAGUAGAAUGUCUGGCUUAAUUAAUACAGAAACAAACAUAUGUCCUGUUAGAUAACAAUUAAUGAUUGCGUCAUUAAAACAUAUUUGUUUGUGAUGCUUUUUUUUUUGGAUAGGUUAUUGAAAUUCCAAUGACAUAAGAUGUACAUUGACAGCCACUCACGUAUUUCUCUUUUUGAGAGUAGUCAAUGGUUGCCGGAAGCCUUUACAAAAAAUAUGCACAACAUUUGGUGUUGGAUGAAGGCAAAAUUGUGUACCACUACUCAAUUGUUUUGCUGUUUUAGUUGAAAACAUUCACAGCAAGGGAAACCUAGUAUUUGCUAGAAUGGUCCUGUGCGAUUACUUUUUAUAAUACAUUUAAAGUGUAUUAAGCCACAAAAGUUAAUUAAUAAAGAUUCAUAUUUAUCCAGAUAUAUAUGAUGAAAUUCAUGUUUUUACCUAAAAAUGUAAUUUCAAGAAACGAGAAGAUUCAGUUGCGGCUCUUAUUCCAGCACGGUAGGUGGCGGUAAUGUUGUUAUGCUGCCAAUCUUGGUUUUAAUUGGUCAAAACUUUGUUCUGGCUUUGGUUCCGUUUCCCGUUGUCGCCAAUUUCACCCCAAAAAAAUCGUCAGUGACUUGGUGAUAGCUGUCCAGUAUGCUAGUUACCUUUACUGUUAGAUUUCUGCCUAUCGUACAUAUUUGGUAACAUUCCGGCAUGGACAAACGAGUCAAGAAGAGUACAGCCAUUGCUGAGUUACAAACAGAGGGCUCAACUCAUCCUGGGCCUGAGAGCAAGGAUGAUCUUGGAGUUGUUCCGCAAGGACCCACCCAACCUUCAGGACAUCCAACGUCUCCUGGAAAAGAUGAACAUCUUGGGGCAGCCAGAUGCAGAAGUGGAGGAGUCACAGGCUAACUUCGUGGCGCUGGUCCAAACCCUGCUGAAAAACCCUUAUGAGAGGAAGCACUUCUUCCAGGAGGAGUUCCAUACACAGUAUGGCUCCAAGUAUGACACAGCACUGCAGGCCCUUGUGGGAGGCUUGGUCCUCAGACUGGAACGACUGCUAUCUGUGCCAGAUCUCUCCCAUCCAUUAUCAGUGCUGCCCCCUCUGACCUGGAGGAGUGUGGAAAGUCUGUGUCUGACCCUGAGCACCUGAAGAUUCUCCUCCAGCACCAGAACCUGCUAAAUAAGAUUCAGUUUGUACCUGUCACUUCUUCUGUGGGUGACUGUGUGCUGUCCUCGCUGUCCUUCCGCCUCGCGUGUGGAAUGCCAUCAAUGGAGCCAGAUUUUGACGAGCCAUCAGAAUCAUUAGAUGCCGCUCUAAGCGUCAUGAACCCUGCCUCCUUCAGUAACUUGGAGGAUCUGGGAAUGAUGUCAGAAGACUCUGACCAUGCUGGAGAAGAUAGUACUGUGGAGAGAGAAGACGAUGUACUGCCAGAGAGCGCCGUGGUCUGUUCUAGUCCUCAAGGUGUUAGCGGGCUGGUGGGAGGGGCACCAUCAAAAGGGGCACCAACAGUAAGGAGUAUGUUGCAAACAAUGAGACAGCAACAGCUUGUAUCACUAAUGAGUACUUCCAACACUGAAGCCUCUCCUUCACAGAUAGUCCUCCCUGCCACGGAUAACCAGCCGGUCGAGCUAACGAGUGUCGACCAGUGGGUCUCCCAUAUAGCCAGUUACACUUUAUCACUCCAUUCCUUGCCACCCCUUCCACAAAACGAUCAUUUGGACAAGGAGAUGGAGUCGGCCGACACAGGUCUCGGAAGCAGUGUGGUGAUCGGGGGUCAGGAAACAGAGGUCAAUCUCUUUGAGAGUUCCAUUAUCCAAAGGAAGAGGGUGCAAAAGCCACUACGAGUAGCGUGCUCGAAAAAGAGAAACCCUGCAACCAACUCCUGCCAAGAGUGUGGGAAGCGUUUUCUGUCUCGGGGACGGCUGGAGGAUCACCUCCGCAUACACACCGGGGAGAAACCUUUCAAGUGCAGCGAUUGUAGCAGGUUCUUCAGGACGUUGGCACUCCUGACCAACCAUAUGAAAAUUCACUCUGACGUGCGGCCCUUUAGCUGCGACGAGUGCGGCAAGUGCUUUCGGAGAAAGGUUGGCCUUCAGAAUCACCAUCGUGUCCACACGGAUGCUAGACCAUACAAAUGCACCAUAUGUGGCAAGGGUUUCACGCAGGUACAGUACUGCAAACGACACAUGGAUUGUCAUACAAGUGAGAAUACCUAUUUCUGCACUCAUUGUCCGAAGAGUUUCCCAACCCAAUUCCAGCUGUCUGCCCACCAGCGCUGGCACACCAUGGACCGCCCGUACGCCUGUGAGCAGUGUGGGUUGCGUUUCUUUAUGCCAAGCUUGUUAAAGAGACACAUGGGCUACCACAUUGGGAACCGCCAGUUCCUGUGUGCCCAGUGCGGAAGGACCUUUGUUUAUGAGUUUGACCUAAAGAGACACCAAAAAGACCAUGACCCCAGUCCCAAGCUCCCCUGCCCCGUCUGCCAGAAGAUGUUUGGCAACAACAGCCUACUCCAGGCCCACAUACGCAGGCACUCUUCAGAGAAACCUUACAGAUGCGACAUAUGCGACAAGACCUUUAAAGACAGCGGGGGCCUCCGCAUACACAAGCGGGGGCUGCACUCGAACGAACGCCCUUACAGCUGCGACGAGUGUGGGAAGACCUACAAACUACACACGCACCUGAGGGAGCACAAGUUUAAACACACAGGCGAGGGCCACAGCUGUGGCCAGUGUGGAAAAGCCUUCAGAUACCUGCGUCUCCUGAAGGCGCACGAGCGGUCGCACUCCGAGCCAUCUGAGCUCACGCGACGAAACAGUCACACCAGCCGUCGCAGAAGACAUUCCUCCAAAAGGAGUUGAUUUUCUCACAUUUUCACACCUUUCACUGUGGCUACAGUAAUAUACAACAGUAUUCAACUUUGUCACAAUUCCAUGUCAUUGGCUGUACGGUCGUUAUGUAGGGCAGCACAGGGUUCCUCUGUGUUGUCUGAAGAAUGCUGCAUUAUCCCACCAUUCUGUCAUAUCUCUGUGGUGCAGAGGGGCGACAUGAUGGGGGAUGGUGAGAUAAUUGACUUGAACGGAGAAGAGGGUCUCUGCUGUUCAGGACUGCUGCUCACUGAGUUUACCUUCCUCCCUCUAUGAUCCUCCCUUCCUCUGAUCAGACAUACUGGGACUAUACAAACACUUAUUACAUGAUACACAGCAUAUCAAGUACAGGGUCUAAAGUCUUUUCAAAUCAUGGAAUGUCAUACAUGGUCUAUUUUGGGAGGUACCAGCAUUGCAGUCCUAACAGCCAUGCAUACAAGCCGGUUGUGUGACUGAAGGCUCCCAGAAAAUCUGUGGACCGGAAAUUCAUAAAGUGAAUCUGUGGAACUAUGUUCAGUGAGGUGUGUUAGGUAAACCAGUGAAACAUCCUCCACUGUCAGGUACAGUAUGCUCUCAAGAGAACAUGGUUUUAAUCUGUUGACUUGGAUCAGGAUUGGGGGUCAAUUACUUUUUAAUUCAGGAUCUUCCUAAUAGAAAAUAAUUUCAGUUACUCCAACCCUGAUUUGGAUAGUCUCAUGGCUUCUCCCGCAGUAUAAUCACCAGAGUGAUUCAGAUUCAGUAUUUAAUAGUCACAUGUACAGGGUUGCAGGUAUAAUUGCGGAUACAGUGAAAAUCUUAGGGUCCAAACUCCAACAGAGUGUAGUUCUUCAAUUUGUGCUUCUUGUUCUAUCGCAAUGUUCUUGUUGAAUUAAAAAGCUUAUAGGCUACAUUAA